Messenger RNA from Lottia gigantea (owl limpet), 1827 nucleotides. RefSeq lists its product as hypothetical. Gene Ontology annotation, molecular function: RNA binding. The record is from RefSeq and is a predicted model, not a curated record. Gene Ontology annotation, cellular component: ribonucleoprotein complex. NCBI's taxonomy places the organism in Eukaryota, Metazoa, Mollusca, Gastropoda, Lottiidae. The coding region runs from base 1 to 1827 and encodes 608 amino acids. The transcript is spliced from 10 exons.
AUGAAUCCAACCAAUGCGAACUACAUAAUGGCCACCCUGUAUGUGGGUGAUUUACAUCCAGAUGUCUCCGAGUCUAUGCUGUUUUCCAAAUUCUCUACUGCAGGACCUGUGUCGUCUAUUCGAGUAUGUCGAGAUAUCGCUACUCGACGAUCUUUGGGCUAUGCGUAUGUCAACUUUUCUCAGCCUUCCGAUGCGGAGAGAGCUCUCGAUACCAUGAACUUCGACACCAUUAAAGGGAGACCAAUCCGUAUUAUGUGGUCGCAGAGAGAUCCUUCUCAACGUAAAUCUGGUGUAGGAAAUGUCUUUAUCAAGAAUUUAGAUAAAAGUAUUGAUAAUAAGGCUUUGUACGACACUUUCUCAGCUUUUGGUAACAUCCUUUCUUGUAAGAUUGCUGCAGAUGAACAGGGAUCUAAGGGGUAUGGAUUCGUCCAUUUUGAAACGGAAGAAGCUGCUAAACAGGCUAUUGAGAAAGUGAACGGUAUGUUGUUGAAUAACAAGAAAGUCUAUGUCGGAAAGUUCAUCCCACGUCGGGAAAGAUUAGCCAUGAUGGGAGACAAAGCCAAGAGAUACAACAAUGUCUACAUCAAAAACUUUGGUGAAGAAUUCGAUGACGAUACUCUGAAGACUGAAAUGGAAAAAUACGGAAAAGUCAUCAGUGCUAAGGUCAUGACUGAUGCUACCAAUCAAUCUCGAGGGUUUGGCUUCGUCAGUUUUGAAGAUCCCGAGCAGGCUGAAAGGUGUGUGGAUGCUAUGAAUGGACAAGAAAUGAAUGGUAAAACAUUGUACGUUGGUCGAGCCCAGAAACGUGCUGAACGUCAGGCUGAAUUGAAAGAGAAAUUCGAACGUUUGAAAAUGGAGAGAAUUAAUCGUUAUCAAGGCGUGAAUCUUUACGUUAAAAAUCUUGAUGAUUGUAUUGAUGAUGAAAAAUUGAGAAAGGCUUUCUCCAAGUUCGGAACCAUUACUAGUGCCAAGGUCAUGGGUGAUGGACACCGCUCCAAAGGUUUUGGAUUUGUGUGCUUCAGUUCCCCAGAGGAGGCAACGAAGGCUGUUACAGUCAUGAAUGGUUUUAUCAUUGCUUCUAAACCAUUGUACGUAGCUCUGGCUCAACGAAAGGAGGAACGUAAACAACAGUUGGCUUCACAGUAUAUGCAACGCAUGACCACUAUGAGACAAUCUAUGCAAAAUGGUCAAUUCAGUCAGAUAUUCCAACCAAGUGCAGGAGCUGGGUAUUUUGUACCCUCCAUGCCCCAUGCUGCUAGGGGGUACUUCACACAAGCUCAGAUGCCACAAGUUCAAGCUAGUCCCAGAUGGCAGACUCCAUUUAGACAACCUCAAGCCCAACCUGGUGAGUUUUCUCCAAAGUUUGUUUUUAUCAUCAGGCUCAGGAAAUCAACUAACUUCCAAUCUGCAGUACCUGGCAACCAAAUCAGACAACCAACUCGAUUCACAGGUGGAUCUCAACCUGUCCGAGCCAACGUCAACGCUCGUCCCAUCACAGGACAGGCUGGUUCAGCUCAGGCGAUGAAUCAGAGAAUGCCAGGAAUGGCAUCAGUUGUGAUACCUGGACAAGACCCUCUGACUGCCUCCAUGUUGGCUGCUGCUCCACCACAAGAGCAGAAACAGAUGUUAGGAGAGAGGUUGUUCCCCUUGAUUAACAGAAUGCACCAGGAUUUGGCUGGUAAGAUUACUGGAAUGUUGCUGGAGAUUGAUAAUUCUGAGUUGUUGCACAUGUUGGAAUCGCAGGAGUCCCUCAAGGGCAAGGUGGAAGAAGCUGUUGCCGUACUUCAAGCUCACCAAGCCAAGGAAGCCACCACCAAAAGAGAGUAA